This is a messenger RNA of Herpailurus yagouaroundi (jaguarundi), 6510 nucleotides long. RefSeq names its product centrosomal protein 170B (gene CEP170B). Lineage: Eukaryota; Metazoa; Chordata; Mammalia; Carnivora; Felidae. The transcript has 16 exons. The record is from RefSeq and is a predicted model, not a curated record. The coding region runs from base 176 to 4819 and encodes 1547 amino acids.
GGGUGGGGGAAGAGGGUUCCAGGAGCGGGUGGCUUUGCACAACCAGACCGGCCCUGCCACGUGGCCACUGACAAGGACACUGUGGGGCUACCUGAGGGUCCUGGGAGUCCAGGUGACGCCGGUCCUUCAGCGGCUGCCUGUCCUGGGGUCCCUUCAGGGUUGGGGCUGGGUGCACAUGUGUCAGAGGGCCAGUGCCCGGCCCAGAGCAGUGCGGAAGGAGCGGACUCCUGAGUUGUUGUCCUGCUUGCCGUUGACCGGGCCCUGCCACCUGCUUCCUCUGCAGACGUUCGUGAAUGACGUGCGCAUCCCGGACCAGAAGUACGUCACGCUGAAGCUCCAUGACGUCAUCCGGUUCGGCUAUGAUUCCAACAUGUACGUGCUGGAGCGUGUGCAGCACCGGGUCCCCGAGGAGGCGCUCAGGCACGAGAAGUACACUAGCCAGCUGCAGGUGAGCGUCAAGAGCCCGGCACCCAGGAAGGGCGAGGCACUGCCCCAGCACACCCCCUACUGCGAGUCCUCGAGCCCCAGGCCGGAGAGGGCGGACCGGAGGCCGGGAGCAGAGGCAGCGGCCUACCGGACCCCUCUGUACGGACAGCCCUCCUGGUGGGGCGAGGAUGAGGGCGACAGUCCGUGUGAGGACCGGCGCCCGGAGGAGCCCGACCCAGAGCGGCCCAAGGAGCCGUCGCAGCAGGACAGGGAGCUGGCCGGGACAAUGGCCGGCUUCCGGGCUGCAGCGGAGCCUCCCAGCUACGCGUUCAGGCGGGAGCCCAGUUACUUCGAGAUCCCCACGAAGGAGGCCCCGCCGCCACGGCCCCCCGAGGCGCCGGUGCAGGAGGCCCCCACCAAGGACGUGGAGCCCGGUGUGGCCGGUGCAGCCCCCGUGGUACAGAGCCACGCCUCCUUCACCAUCGAGUUUGAUGACGGCAGCCCCGGCAAGGUUAAGAUCAAGGACCACGUCACCAAGUUCUCCCUGCGCCAGAGGAGGCCGCCCGGCAGGGAGGCCACGCCUGCGGAGGCCGUGUCCGCGGAGACCAAGGUGGCCGACUGGCUGGUGCACAAUGACCCCAGCCUGCUCUGCCGGGCCGGCCCCGGUGACGACCGUCACAGCACCAAGAGUGACCUGCCCGUGCACACCCGCACCCUCAAGGGCCACAAGCACGAGGACGGCACACAGAGCGACUCGGAGGACCCCACGGCCAAGGCGGCGGCGGCCGGGGUCCCCGCGGAGGGCGGCGGGGCGCAGGUGCGGCUGCAGAGGCAGCUGAAGCGGGACCCCCAGGAGCUGCUGCACAACCAGCAGGCCUUCGUCAUCGAGUUCUUCGACCAGGACGCGCCCCGCAAGAAGCGCUCCCAGUCUUUCACGCACACCCCUGCCGGGGACCCCAAGGCCGACAAGCGCCGAGGCCCCGGGCCGGCCGAGAGGGACCGCCCCGGCGCCCCGGCCCCGGCGCGGGGGACGGGCGGCAGCUCGGGGCCACAGCGGGCCAGCUCGCUCAAGCGGGAGAGGACAGAGGAGCGGCUGGGGGGGUCCUCGCCCGCCCCCCGGGCCUCCCCGCGGCCCUUCGGCAGUGUGGGGCGCCGUUCCCGUCUGGCCCAGGACUUCAUGGCUCAGUGCCCGUGGGACGGCUCUCCUGCCGCCCGGCCCGGCCCUGACAAGGCAUCCCCGGAGUCGCCUGCCCCUGAGACCCCCCGUGGGGCCAGCCCCGUGGCCCCUGCGACCCCGCCGCCACCCCCCGCUGACCCCCAGCUGACCAAGGCUCGGAAGCAGGACGAGGACGACAGCCUGAGCGACGCGGGGACUUACACCAUCGAGACGGACGUGCAGGAUCCGGAGGUGGAGGAGGCCCGCCAGAUGAUUGACCAGGUCUUUGGGGUACUUGAGUCUCCCGAGCUCUCCAGGGUGUCCUCGGCCACCUUUCGUCCGGUCAUCCGAGGGGACAGAGAUGCGGCCGGUGACGGGGUGGCCCAGCGCAUGGCCCUCCUGCAGGAGUUUGCCUCCCGGCCAGUGGGCAUAGACUCCCAAGGGGGGCUCCAGGGCCUCACGGUGCCGGGCUCCCCCGGGGGUCAGAAGUGGGUGUCCCGCUGGGCCAGCCUGGCUGAUAGCUACUCAGACCCAGGCCUGGCAGAGGAGGGCCCUGGGCGCAGAGCUGGGGAGCUCGAGGGGGCUCUGCCCGUGCGCCAGCGACGGCUACUCCCACAGCUGCCCGGCGACAGGGCAGACAGCCCUGGGGGCCUUGAGGCCACCAGGAGGAGCGGCCCCGGGCCUCCGGAGCUGGGCAGUGAGCAGGCCAGCUGCCUCUUGGGCCAGGAGGACUUGGAGCCCGACAGCCUCAGCGAUGCCAGUGGGUCGGAUGGUGGGCGGGGCUCCGAGCUGGGCGGGGCCCCGCGUGAGGAGAGACGCAGGAGCCCCCAGGAGGGUCCCGCGUGGACGAAGGGCCGGCGCUCGCCAAGGGCCCCCGGGGAGCCAGCCCCUACCUCUUUCUUCAUUGGGGACCAGAACGGGGAGGCAGCCUUCCCCAGGAAACCAUCGGUGGCUCCGGGGGAGGCGGAGGGCCCAGGACGGGUGGCCCAGGCCAGCCCCCCGGUGAGGGACGGCGUCUACGUGAGCACCAGCGGGAGGAUGGUCAUCCAGCUGCGGACAGGGCGGUCCCCGGAGCCCGAGGGCUCUGCCCCGGCCUUGGUGCGGCAGGAGAGCUUCAGCAAGGAGCCGGCCGCUGGCCCCCCGGCGCCUGGCCAGCUUCCACACAUCUCCAGCCACCCCCUCCUGCAGGACCUGGCCGCGGCCCGGGCCUCACGCACAGACCUCCACCCUCAGGACACCCACCUGAUUCUGAAGGAGACGGAGACGGCCCUGGCAGCCCUGGAGGCCCGACUGCUUUCCAAGCCCACGGACGAGGCCGAGGGCCAGAUGGGCAGUGCCCCUGGGCCGCCGGACGACUCUCUGUCUGGGGACUCUGAUGUGGACACGGCUAGCACUGUGAGCUUGCUCAGCGGUAAGAACGGGCCCAGCCCGACCGGCGCCCAGCCCACGGGGCUGCAGAAGGACAAGCCGCCGUCCCCGCCGGCAACACAGGACCUGGGGACCGUCUCCUUGAACAGUGCCCGGGACCGGCUGUCAGAGAAGCGUCGCCCGCCGGGCCCUACCGACGCGAGGCGUGUGUCUGCGCGGCGUGGCCCUGGGCCCCGGGUGCCCUCGGACUGGCCUGAUGAAGAACGAGGCUCGGGCCCGGCCCACCCGCCUGGCACGGACACGGUCACCUGUGACCACGAGCCCCCCGCGGCCAGCGGGGCAGGGCGGCCAGGGCCUCGCCGGAAGCCUGCGGCCCCACCGCCGUCUCCAGCCACCCGGGAGGAGCCGGGCCGAGGCCCCACGGGCUCCCAGAAGGCACAGCAGGUGCUGACCCGCUCCAACAGCCUGUCCACCCCCCGGCCCACGCGGGCCUCCCGGCUGAGGCGGGCCCGGCUGGGGGAUGCCUCGGACACGGAGGCUGCAGAUGGGGAACGGGGGCCCCCAGCCAACCUGGAGCCAGUGGGCCGGCCGGCUGCCGAGCAGGCCAAGAAGUUGUCACGCCUGGACAUCCUGGCCAUGCCGCGGAAGCGGGCCGGGUCCUUCACGGGGCCCGGCGACUCGGAGGCGGCCCCCGCCCGGGGCGGCUUCUCCGGCCGCAGCGUCGAGCUGUACUGCGCUGUCCGCAAGCCCGUCAUGGCCGAGGCGCGGGCCGCUGCCCGGAAGGCCGCCAGUUCCACCACGGUGCCCCGCCAGCCCUUCAGCAGGGCCCGCCCGGGCAGCGCCCGAUACUCCUCGCCCAGCACACGCCGACGGCAGCAGGGCUCAGACUGCACGUCCACGUCCGAGGAGGAGUACGGCUCCCCCAAACACGCACGCGCCCGCACCUCGGCAGCCACGCAGACCCCGCGGGCCGGCAGCUCCGGCCGGACCCGACCCCGGGCCCCCGGCCUCCGGGACACGGACGACGACGAGGAGGAGGAUCCCGACCCCUACGGUUUUAUCGUGCAGACGGCAGAGAUCGCGGAGAUUGCCAGGCUGAGCCAGACGCUAGUGAAGGACGUGGCCAUCCUGGCCCGGGAGAUCCAUGACGUGGCUGGGGACGGCGACUCGUUGGGCUCACCGGGGCCCGCCCGUAGCCCCUCCCUCAGCAACGUGCCCAGCACCCCUGCCUCAACCAUCUCCGCCCGUGAGGAGCUGGUGCAACGAAUCCCUGAGGCCAGCCUCAACUUCCAGAAGGUGCCACCUGGCCCCCUGAGCUCUCGGGACUUGGACCAGAAUAUGAACGACCGCUGUGAGGACCCCCUCGCCAACAAGAUGCGGCCUUGGAACCGUGAGGAGGUGAUCUUUGACAACCUGAUGCUCAACCCCGUGUCCCAGCUGUCCCACGCCAUCCGAGAGAACACGGAGCACCUGGCCGAGAAGAUGAAGAUCCUCUUUCAGAACACAGGGCGUGCCUGGGAGGAGCUGGAAGCCAGGAUCAACUCGGAGAACGAGGUGCCCAUCCUGAAGACGUCCAACAAGGAAAUCAGCUCCAUCCUGAAAGAACUGAGGCGUGUACAGAAGCAGCUGGAAGUCAUCAACGCCAUCGUGGACCCCGGCGGGAAUCUGGACCUGCUGACCGGAAACCGGGGCGCCGCGGGCUUGGCCCAGCUGGGGAAAGGCCGGCCGGCCGCCCAGAGCCCAGCCUCGCCCCCCUUGGCCCUGCCUCUGAGGAGCUGCCCGCCGCGGGCGAACUGCGGGUCCCCCGGCCUCCCGGACCCCGCCUUCCUCCCCGACUUCCUCCCUGACGCGGAGAGGUUCCUGAUCUAGGCGGUGGGGGCCGCGGCGGUCCCCUGUGCCCCCGGGGCCGGCGCCACCAGCCUCCUUUACCCGCCACUGCGGCCCUUCCCGGCUGCGGACGGUUCACGCGGAGCCCCCCGCACGUGCCAUAACCCCUGGGCAGGGGCCUCGGUUCCCCGGGCCCCUCCCUAGCUCCCAGCAGCACCCCAGCUGGACGGGCCGGCCCGGCCCGGCUCCCGUUGCGGCCACCGCUGAGGCCCGCGUCACAGGUGUGUCCCCUGCCUCCUCUCCACGCUGUCCUUUUUGUCUUUAGCUUUUGAGGAAAGAGUCGUCUGUGCCAUCGCAGCGGCUCCCUGGGCCCGGGAGGCCCCUCCCCUGCCUCUGGCGCCGGGGGCUGCUGUUCUGUCGGAGGCCCCGGGCGCCGGCCGCGGUUGGGCCGGAGGGUGCCAUUCAGUGCCAAACACAGAGCCGGGAGGGGCUGGCAGUACUCCGGGACUGGAGGCCGGGGCGCACCUGGCCGGGGCCCUCACGGGCAGCUCUGCGGCCCAGUGGCCUGGGGCGGGGACGUGGCCCGCGGAGACGUUCGGGGCGGGAACCCCACUUCUUUGGUGCCAACGCAACUGCCAAGCCCACCGAGUGUGUGGCUGCUGCCACGCCGGCCGUGCACACGGGCACACACGCAUGCCAGACACGCGCCCGCGCUCCCGGCCAGCCCAGGCACGUGUCCACACUGCAGGGCGGUCGGUCCCAGCUCGGGACGCUGGCCGCACUCGGCUUCCUGCGGUUCUAGGCCGGGGGGGGGGGGGGGGGGGGUGGUGAGCACUAGACCCAAGUGGCUGGAAACCGGAGCCUCCCGGGGCCGCCCGCCCUCCCCCACCCUCACCCCUGUCCUCCCUGAUGCUGUGGGCAUUACCUGGGUGUCUGGCUCGGGGCCCCGCAGGCUGCUGUGCUCUGGUCCCGGUGCAGGGGUGGGGCGGGGAGAGCAGGGAGAGACACCCCCCCCUCCCCAUCCCAGGGACAGUUUGCCUUCUCAGGGUUCUUUCAGCUGGGAACACGCCGGGGGGGGGGGGGCAGAGCACGCCCCCCAGGGGGGCCCGUUUCUGGAGCCUCUAAGCCAAAGAGCCCGCGGGCUGUGGCAGGUGGGGGCGGGGCUGGCCCACCCUGGCCGCCGUGGCGCGGGGUCGCCGUGCACCCUGCCUGGCGCCUGUGUGAGUGGCGGUUGCGGGACGGGGCCCGGAGGCCAGUGGGUGUGAGUCCGGGCCCCAUGGGUGACGUGUGUGUCCGUGUUUACAUUUAGCUGAUGUGGACUAGUGUGCAUGGGUCCUGUACGCCCCCCCCCCCCCCCGUUUCUGUGUGCGAGUGGUGGCGGGGUCCCUGCCAGGACCCCGCCCCUCGAGCCUGCUGGUCCACACGGAGGAGGUGCCGGCCCGCUGUCUCCUGCAUGCCCCACACAGUCGCCCGCAGCCCGUCCCCUGGAAGCAAACAGUGGCCGUUCUCCAUCCACACCCACCCUCAGUGAUCGUUGUACGCUUUUUUUUAUUCACAAAUUCCUGUUCCUCCCCCUUCCAGCCUUCGACUCGGGAUCGGUAACUUAUUUGUCUGGCUUCUUGGAGGUACUUCUGUCUGUCUGUCCUCAGGUGGUCUUACGGCUGUCUUUCGGAAAACGAUUAUUUUAUAUGAGUUGUCAUGGAAUUUGUUCUAAUAAAUCAUUCUAUCACAUG